AUGUCUCCGAUCAGCUUCAGACUGCUGAUUUUGACACUUGCAUGUUUUCUCAUCAAAACGGCAUGUGUUAGAAGUGCUGGUGCGCGGCUAAUAAUAGAGAAUGAAGGUAAGCCAGGAGAGGCCGCCGUGACGUUUACCUUUGCCAAGCACUUUCAAAACCACCUAGUCCUGCAGAGAGAGCCAGCAAGAGCCAACAUCUAUGGUUUCUCCCCAAGUAUUGGUCAGACAGUUAAUGCCCAGCUGGUGACCCCAACAAGAACGUACACGUACUCAACCACAGUCCAGAAAUCUUCAAAUGCAAGUGUGGGAAUCUGGACCGUGGAGCUGGACCCUCAGAAUGCCGACACCCCAGCCAACAUUAGUGUCACAUCUAAAGGAAUCACUCUGACACUGACUGAUGUUAUUUUCGGAGAUGUCUGGAUAUGCUCAGGCCAGUCAAACAUGCAGUUUUCAGUGAAUCAAAUGGAGGAUGCGGCCGCCGAGAAAGCAGAUGUAAACUAUCCUACAAUUCGCUUGUUUACAGUCAGAGACAAGCUGUCCACUGUACCACUGGAUGAUCUUAUUGAGGUUCAGCAAGGCUGGACUAGACCAAGCUCUGGAGUUGUGGGAGACUUUUCCGCUAUUUGCUGGGUGUAUGGGAAAAACAUUCACAAGACUCUGGGCCAUGCUAUAGGUCUAGUGCACUCCAGCUGGGGCGGCACUCCAGCAGAGGCUUGGUCAUCUCCUGUAGCCCUGGCUAAAUGUGGCAAUCUACACGACAGGAAGGGAGAUAAAUAUGAUAAUUAUAACGAGGAAUAUAUAAUUCACGAAUCAACCACAGAGGUGAGACUACAGGAUCAAAAUUCCAAUUCUGUUUUGUGGAAUGCAAUGAUCCAUCCUCUUCUUAAAACUUCUAUAAAGGGAGUAAUUUGGUAUCAAGGUUCGGCUGAUGCAAGUGGAGUUAAAAUGCAACAUUACAACUGUACUUUUCCGACAAUGAUCAGCGACUGGAGACUGAAUUUCCAUCAGGCUUCCAACAGUCAGACAAAUCCUUCUUUUCCGUUUGGCUUUGUACAGCUGUAUCCAAAUGCAAAUGCACCUACCCAAUCAGUAGGAUACCCAGACAUUCGCUGGCAUCAGACAGCUGAUUACGGGUAUGUGCCAAACCCCAAGAUGCCAAAUACAUUUAUGGCUGUUGCUAUGGAUUUACCGGACUUUAACUCACCAUACGGCAGCAUACACCCACGAGACAAGAAGGAUGUCGGGGACAGACUCGCUCUUGGUGGUCUGGCUAUUGCCUAUGGGAGGCAGGAAGUUUUCCAAGGCCCAUAUCCAUCGAAGGCCGAAGUGACUGCCAGUGGAUUCAAGAUUACCUAUGGAUCUUCUGCCAACCUGGAGAUUAGAAAUAUAUCGGGAUUUGAGCUGCUGUGUUUAUCAAGGUGGGUUGCUGCAAACAUCACAUCGCAUGAUCAAGUCAGUGUCACCCUUCACAACCCUUGUCGUGCUGGUGAAAGUAUCAAGGGAGUACGCUAUGCAUGGAGAGAAUCUCCCUGCUCUUUCAAGGCGUGUGCUGUCUACGGAAAAGUGAACAGCUUGCCUGCUCCUCCUUUUAUUCUUGCAGUGGCUUCAGACGCCAAGGGGCAUUCCUACAUUGAUUUUGAUGCUCCAGUUUAUAAUUAG
This is a messenger RNA of Candidula unifasciata, 1659 nucleotides long. Lineage: Eukaryota; Metazoa; Mollusca; Gastropoda; Stylommatophora; Geomitridae. The record is from the annotation of a GenBank genome assembly.